CUGUGCAGUCUUGGAUAGCAAUGAUGAAGCUCCUACCUGUCACUCCUCUCCUCCUGCUGGUCCUAACAACGCUGGAAGCCAGACCAAAACCUGCAGCCCUCAAGUGCAAGACGGGGCCGCUGGACAUCGUGUUCGUCAUCGACAGCUCCCGCAGCGUGCGCCCCUUUGAGUUCGAGACCAUGCGGCGCUUCAUGAUCGAUAUCAUCGGCAGCCUGGACGUGGGCCCCAACGCCACGCGCGUGGGGGUCAUCCAGUACUCCAGCCAGGUGCAGAACAUCUUCUCCCUCAAGACCUUCUUCAAGCGGGCGGACAUGGAGAAGGCCAUCAACAACAUCGUGCCGCUGGCCCAGGGCACCAUGACGGGCCUGGCCAUCCAGUACGCCAUGAACGUGGCCUUCAGCGCGGCGGAGGGCGCGCGCCCGCCGCACAAGAAGAUCCCCCGCGUGGCCAUCAUCGUGACGGACGGGCGGCCCCAGGACCGCGUCAGCGAGGUGGCCGCCCAGGCUCGCGCCGCUGGCAUUGAGAUAUACGCCGUGGGCAUCCAGCGGGCGGACAUGAGCUCGCUGCGGGCCAUGGCCUCCCCGCCGCUCGAGGAGCACGUCUUCCUGGUGGAGUCCUUCGAGCUCAUCCAGCAGUUCGGCAAGCAGUUCCAGGACAAGCUCUGCGCCAUCGACGYGUGCGCGGACGGGCGGCACGGCUGCGAGCACCAGUGCGUCAGYGCGCACGGGACCUACUCGUGCCGCUGCCGCGCUGGCUACCACCUCAACCAGGACAAGAAGACCUGCACGAUGAUCGAUUACUGCAGCUUCGGAAACCACAGCUGCCAGCACGAGUGCGUGAGUGUCCCCAACGGGCACUACUGCCGCUGCCGCAGCGGCUUCGCGCUGCAGCCCGACAGCAAGUCCUGCAGGGCCAACGACCUCUGCAAUGGGGUGGACCACGGCUGCGAGUUCAGGUGUGUGAGCGCCGAGGGCUCUUACCGCUGCGUUUGCCCCGAGGGACAGCAGCUGCAGGCUGACGGCAAGACGUGUAACAAGUGUGGGGCUGGGCACGUUGACCUGGUCAUGGUGAUYGACGGCUCCAAGAGCGUCCGGCCCCAGAACUUCGAGCUGGUGAAGCAGUUUGUGAACCGCAUCGUGGAUCUGCUGGAYGUGUCCCCCCACGGCACACAGGUGGGGCUGGUGCAGUACUCCAGCCGUGUGCGCACCGAGUUCCCCCUCAACAAGUACGCGACGGCGGAUGAGAUCAAGAAGGCCGUGAUGAACGUGGAGUAUAUGGAGAAAGGCACCAUGACAGGCCUUGCCCUCAAGCACAUGGUGGAGCACAGCUUCUCCGAGCGGGAAGGCGCCCGGCCUCUCUCCCACAAUGUGCCCAGAAUUGGGCUGGUCUUCACGGAUGGGCGCUCCCAGGAUGACAUCUCUGAAUGGGCCAGGAGAGCAAAGGAAUCAGGGAUCGUCAUGUUUGCCGUUGGUGUGGGCAAGGCCGUGGAAGAGGAGCUACGGGCGAUCGCCUCUGAGCCGGUGGAGCAGCACUUCUCCUACUCAGCAGACUUCACCACCAUGACCCAUCUUGUGGAGAACUUCAAGCUGAACAUCUGCCCAGAGGAGGGCAAGGGGGAGAUGGAGAUCCGCAGCCCGUGUGAGUGCGAGGCGCUGGUGCAGUUCCAGACCAACACCGUGGCCAUCCUGGAGAGCCUGACCGAGAGGAUUGCUCAGAUGACGGCUAGACUGGAGGUCCUGGAAAAGCAGGUGGCCAACAAGAACUGAUCCUCGCGGGAGGCCAGAAGAGCUCGGGCGGGAACAGGAUGGGAGCCAUGUGGAGUUGCUGUUGCUAGAUUUUUGUAAACCAUCAUUCUUUGUUCUUGUAUCACAAAAUCUCGAGGGGAAUCAGUGUAUUGAAAAAAAUAUCCCCCAAAGAMCUCAAGCCACCCCCUGUUGCAAAGCAGCUGGGUCCAGUCUUUGCUCUUCCCUUGUUCUUCCCAACUUGGGAUGAGGUGGGCUGUGAUUGUGUGGUCAGUUUGGACCAUCAGGGAGGGGAUGGGAGCCAGGGCUGUUUUCUAAAGUGGCGAGGUGGCACCUACUGGCACCAACCCCGCUGCCGAGUGCCCCAUGUUGCCCUUCCCUCUCUUCUGCAAGAGGAAAACGGAAUGUUUGUCCUGGGAAUCUCUGCGGCUGCUGCGAAUCAGGAGCAGGCGGGAAGCUCCCGCUGUGCGGCUGGUCCCUUCGGAGCAGGGAAAGGGCCSAGCAGGGCACAGGGUC
This is a messenger RNA of Nothoprocta perdicaria, 2258 nucleotides long. It is a transcript of the gene MATN4, whose product is annotated as matrilin 4. Gene Ontology annotation, molecular function: calcium ion binding. Bases 21 to 1766 code for a protein of 581 amino acids. NCBI's taxonomy places the organism in Eukaryota, Metazoa, Chordata, Aves, Tinamiformes, Tinamidae. The record is from RefSeq and is a predicted model, not a curated record. The transcript has 9 exons.